Molecule: messenger RNA, 1629 nt
Organism: Psammomys obesus (fat sand rat)
Lineage: Eukaryota; Metazoa; Chordata; Mammalia; Rodentia; Muridae
Gene: Haghl
Product: hydroxyacylglutathione hydrolase like
Exons: 7
Coding region: 491-1423 (310 amino acids)
Molecular function (GO): hydroxyacylglutathione hydrolase activity
Source: RefSeq, a predicted model, not a curated record
UCUGCCAUCGUCCAUCAGUUCUCUGUACAUGGGGGAGUUGGGGUGUCGCGUGGACAGCGGCUAUGCUCUCUUCGGGACGCUAGACUGGCUGCGCAUGUGCGAGUGAGGGCAACAGCAGGGAACGAGGUGGACCCAAGUCUGGGGUACCACUGCAGCUGAGAGAGGCGAGGCCUGCUGAGAAAGGCGGGGCCUACCGGGACCAGGGGCGGAGCUAGAAGGAGACCGCAAUGCUGUGUGGCUUUUGGGGGCGGGGAAGGUGAAGCUCGGACAAGGGGCGGGGUUUGAGGUGGGUAGGGCCGCCAGCCCCAGAGUUUUGGAGCUUGGAACUGAAGUGGGUCCUCUGGGAAGCUCCUGGACAGCGGAGCAACCCUUCGUUUGUGCCCCCAGUGUGCGUGUGUGGCUGACCCAUCUCGCGCAGCUCAGGAGAAGGGGUUCACUAAGUUGGGGUGCCUCUUUUGGGGAAAGGGAGGAUUGGUUGAGGUCUGCGACCAUGAAGGUCAAAGUCAUCCCGGUACUUGAAGACAACUACAUGUAUCUGAUCAUCGAGGAGCAAACGCGGGAAGCCGUGGCUGUGGACGUGGCUGUGUCCAAGAGGUUGCUGGAGAUUGCAAACCGUGAGCGGGUGUCUCUGACCACGGUACUGACCACCCAUCAUCACUGGGACCACACACGUGGAAAUGCGGAGCUGGCACACCUGCAGCCAGGACUGGCGAUCAUGGGAGCAGAUGAGCGCAUUAGUGCUCUAACCCGCAGGCUGGAGCACGGGGAGGAGCUUCGGUUUGGGGCCAUCCACGUGCGAUGCCUCUUGACGCCUGGCCACACCUCUGGCCACAUGAGCUACUUCCUGUGGGAGGAUGAAUGCCCGGACCCACCAGCCCUCUUCUCUGGUACCUUGCAGCCUGGACUCAGCCACCUACCCAAUUCCACUGUGCCCUCCCUUCCCCUUUCUGACCCUCUUUCCUCCCUAGGGGAUGCUCUGUCAGUGGCAGGCUGUGGCUGGCACCUGGAGGACACUGCCCAGCAGAUGUACCAGAGCUUGGCUAACACCCUGGGUACCCUUCCACCCCAGACGAAAGUGUUCUGUGGUCAUGAGCAUACCCUGAGCAAUCUUGAAUUUGCACAGAAAGUGGAGCCCUGCAACAACCACGUACAAGCUAAGCUAUCCUGGGCCCAGAAGCGGGAUGAUGAGGAUGUACCUACUGUGCCUUCGACGCUGGGUGAGGAGCUCUUGUACAACCCUUUCCUUAGGGUGACAGAGGAUCCAGUUCGUGAGUUCACAGGCCAGGUGGACCCUGCCCAGGUCCUGGAGGUGCUCUGCAGGGAGCGAGCACGCUUCCAGCUUGAUCUGGAGCCACCACAGCCCCAGGCCCGGGCUCUCCUGGCCUUGCAAUGGGGGCUUCUGAGUACACCACAGGAAAAGUGAACUGUGUGGGGAGCCUGCCUGUACCCAUUCUCCUGACCUCAGGCUGGGCUCCAGAAACACCUUCUGAGGCCCUGUCACCCCGCUUUGAAGAACCAGCAAGUGGUGCCUUGCUUGUCUCUACUGUUCAUGGGGCCAUAUAGGCAGGAUCUCUGAUGGGCCUUAAGACAUACAUGUUCUGGGAACUGAGAAUGGCAAAUAAAACUUUG